Trichobilharzia szidati is the source of this 1277-nucleotide messenger RNA. The record is from the annotation of a GenBank genome assembly. Lineage: Eukaryota; Metazoa; Platyhelminthes; Trematoda; Strigeidida; Schistosomatidae.
AUCAAUAAUGUGUCCUAAUCGUAUUAUUUAUAAUCGCGCAUUUUUAAAAUCAUUACAACCUACUGCGUUGUGUCAUCCACAAAUAUUGAGAAAAAAGCAUCACUGUGGAUGGCAGCGUGCACUGAAACGUACACAAAUUAAUCAAAUGACUGUUCCUGAACUCGUUAGCACUAAUUGUAGAUCCCUGUCCAACAAAAUGGAUUAUCUUCAAUCCCUAAUGUAUUCUAAUGUUUAUCGAAAUGCUGGCGUUUUAGCAAUACAAGAGACCUGGCUGCACCAGCAUUAUGAUGAUAAUCUAGUUUCAAUAAAUGGAUACAAAGUUUUUCGCCAAGAUAGAAAAAGUUCUAAGAAAAAAAUGUGGAGGAGGGGUAGCCACUUUUAUAAACACAAGUAGGUCUACAUCAAAUCACGUUUGCUUCAAUUAUUCUAAUGACAAUAUAGACUGCAUAACCGUCAGGUGUCGCCCAAAACACUUAAGUAAAUAUUCUUAUAUAUACAUAACAAAUAAUUACAUAACAUCUAAUUGUAGCCUUUCAAAUAUAGUUACGUUUGCAGAUGAAUUUACUGAAUUUGCUGCUCCUGCAUUCGGAAACUCGUUGUCUAUAGUCUGUGGUGAUUUUAAUUCAUGUGAUCACAGCUUUCUUACUUCACUUGGUCAUGAGAAUCUAGUCAAGUUUAAUACACGUCUGGACAAAUCACUAGACCUGGUUUUCAUAAAUGAACGUGAUGUAUAUGAAACCCGAAGGAGAGCUCCUUUGUUAAACUCUGACCACUGCAUUAUUCGUAUUUUACCGAAAGUGUACGGCAAGUUACAACAAAAAAUUGUUUAGUCAUUUAACAAAGAAGAUACAUGAACGUUCAUAUUCCCAUGACAAUAUUCUAGCACUAAGAAGCAUGUUGUAUGAUACUAACUGGAAACUAUUUACUGACGAUAAGUUGGAUGCUACUGUCCCUGAUAUAACCGAUUAUCUGAAGUUUUGUUUGGAUAUUUGCUGUCCAUAUGAAACACUGUUUUCGAGAUUUGACAGAAUCUCUUCUUUGCAGCUGAAAAAACUUAGAAGACUAAAAGAGAAGUUGUAUAAGAAUUGUGAUAAUACUGGUCUCCGUAAAAUAAACACCCUUAUAAAUAUUGAAAUAGAAAGGUUGAACAGACUAUAUAAUGAAAAAUUUUUAUCAUGUAAAAAUCCUUCAAACAUUUGGAAACUUUUCAAUAAACUUACAAGUAAAAAACAAUUGUCUGUUGAUGCUUAUUCUGAUGUUAAUGCUUUAAACAAAUC